Alosa alosa (allis shad) is the source of this 4649-nucleotide messenger RNA. It is a transcript of the gene cpne8, whose product is annotated as copine VIII. NCBI's taxonomy places the organism in Eukaryota, Metazoa, Chordata, Actinopteri, Clupeiformes, Clupeidae. Gene Ontology annotation, cellular component: plasma membrane. Bases 64 to 1788 code for a protein of 574 amino acids. Gene Ontology annotation, molecular function: calcium-dependent phospholipid binding. The record is from RefSeq and is a predicted model, not a curated record. The transcript has 20 exons. Gene Ontology annotation, biological process: cellular response to calcium ion.
CACCAGGUCACCAUCGAGACAGCGGAUCUACAAGAUUUUUUUUUUUUUUUAACUUGAGCAAAAAUGUCGGAUAUGAGACGUAGCUCGACCAUGAACAGCUUCGUAAAUAUGGCGUCAAUAGGGGAGUUCGAUCCGUUGACAGCUGCCAUUCCCGCCACCAAAGUUGAAAUCACAGUCUCGUGCAGAAAUCUUCUGGAUAGAGACACAUUUUCAAAGUCUGAUCCAAUUUGCAUUCUGUACACUCAGACCAUUGGAAAUAGAGAAUGGCGAGAGUUUGGCCGAACAGAGGUGAUCGACAACACCCUAAACCCAGACUUUGUGCGGAAAUUUAUCCUUGACUACUUCUUUGAGGAAAGGCAAAACCUGCGUUUUGACCUGUAUGACCUUGACUCCAAGAGUGAAAACCUGUCCAAACAUGACUUCCUGGGCCAGGCGUUCUGCACACUGGGCGAGGUGGUGGGCUCUCUGGGAAGCCGCCUGGAGAGACCUUUGAUUGGGAUUCCUGGUAAGAACUGCGGGACCAUUAUUAUCACAGCAGAGGAGCUAGGCAACUGCAGGGAAUCAGUUCUGUUGCAGUUUUGUGGAAACAAACUGGACAAGAAAGACUUUUUUGGGAAAUCAGAUCCCUUCCUCGUCUUUUACCGCAGCCAUGUAGAUGGAACAUUCACCAUCUGCCAUAAAACAGAGGUGGUAAAGAACACUCUGGAUCCAGUCUGGCAGGCGUUUAAGAUUCCUGUCCGUGUUUUGUGCAAUGGAGACUAUGACAGGGAGAUAAAGAUUGAGGUGUAUGACUGGGAUCGAGAUGGCGGUCAUGACUACAUUGGGGAGUUCAGCACCAGCUACAGGGAGCUGUCCAAAGGCCAGUCUCAGUUUAAUGUGUAUGAGGUGGUAAACCCCAGGAAGAAGAAAAAGAAGAAGAAAUACAAGAAUUCUGGAACCGUGACAUUGCUGUCCUGCCUCGUAGACAUAGAAGUCACCUUCCUGGACUAUAUCAAAGGAGGAACUCAGAUCAAUUUCACAGUGGCAAUUGACUUCACUGCAUCAAAUGGUAACCCGUCCCAGCCUACCUCACUGCACUAUCUGAGCCCCUACCACCAGAAUGCCUACGCCAUGGCCCUGAGGGCAGUGGGUGAGAUCAUCCAGGACUACGACAGUGAUAAGAUGUUCCCCGCACUGGGCUUCGGUGCAAAGCUUCCACCAGAUGGCAGAGUCUCGCAUGAGUUUGCCCUGAAUGGGAAUCCUGAUAACCCCUACUGCAGUGGAAUAGAGGGGGUGAUGGAGGCUUACUACCAGAGCCUCAAAUCAGUCCGACUCUACGGCCCCACUUACUUCUCACCUGUAAUCAAUCAUGUAGCCAGAUAUGCUUCCCUUGUGAGAGAUGGCUCAGAGUACUUCAUCCUCCUCAUCAUCUCUGACGGUGUCAUCUCAGAUAUGGCACAAACGAAAGAAUCUAUUGUCAAUGCUUCUUGUCUUCCAAUGUCAAUAAUAAUUGUUGGAGUAGGACCUGCUGAAUUUGAUGAAAUGAUUGAGCUGGAUGGAGAUGAAGUGAGAAUUUCAUCCAGAGGAAGAUUUGCUGAGAGGGACAUUGUUCAGUUUGUGCCAUUCAGGGAUUACAUCGACCCCAGGGGCAACCACAUCUUGAGCAUGGCUCGUCUGGCCAAAGACGUCCUAGCUGAAAUACCGGACCAGUUUCUGCACUACAUGAGAACCAGAGGCAUCAAGCCACAGCCUCCACCUCAGUCCUACACCUCCAAACCCCCAUCAGUACCGAUGCAGACCCAGAUCUAAGGUCACAAAGACAAUCCCACCACUCUCUCUUUGUCCCGCUCCUUUGGACUAACAAAGGCAUUUUUACUUUGAUCAGAGGACUCAAGCUCUUAGUAGCAUCCUGAAAUUUGAAGAUGUUUACCAAGUUGCCAGACCAGGGAAAUAGAAUUGUUUUCCCGGAGUGUCAUUGUAAGGCUUCCUGCAAUGGGAAAGAUGUGAAUUUUAUUUUUUGAUCUUCCAUAGCUCCUCUGCAUUCAAAUGACAUCACACUGUUGUCACAAAUCUCUCUUGAGAAAAAAAUGUUUACAAUUGUACUGAUUUCUACUGAUGGUUAAUUUUAUACUUUUUCAUGCUAUAAGACGUGUUUUUUCAGAGGUUAUAAAUAUGUCAGCCCAGAGACUGAAGCUGCCAGGAGAGAGGAAACCUUUUGAGUUAUUUCUGUGUGAAAAUAGGCAUGUUAAAUGUGAUGCGCAUGCAGUGUCAUCUCAGACCGAGUUCUCCCUCCACUGAAACAUGUCACACAGACAUUGUGUCUGUGAGACCAACUGUAGCUCCCAAUCCGUACCUAAAUGCCUCAAAAUGGGGACAACUUCUUCACCGACUGGACAGCCUUAUCCUCAGCACACUCACUGACGCUGCUUAAAAGGAUAUGGUGACUGUGUGUCCAGGGCCCAGCUGUCAAAAACAUGACCACAUUAUAAUUUUUAUUGUCUUAAAAUAUGCAUAUGCUGUUAUAUGUUUCUUGCCUUCAUCAUUCAAAGUAAUGGGAAGAAUUUCAUGUUAUGGUUCUAUGUCAAUAUGUUGUAUGCUUUUCUCACCCAUGAGAUUCUCAGUUGUUCAUUUGUAAGUUGAGUGUUUAUAUUUUAAUGAUGCCGAGGACAGAAAGACAUUUUUUAAAAGACAGAAACUGAGCCAUUUUGUCUUUGUAUAUGUAAUAAUCAGCAAUGGUCACACAGUGAUACAUGCAGACGGUCAGAGAUAUGCUGUGUCUUUGAGAAGGACCACAGGCAACCAAUCAGAUUGAGAAGCCUACAAUUUUCUGCAGUGUCCUUGUUUUAUCCACCUACUUGUGACUUAAGAAGCGAGUUAAAUGGUGACGGUAUAUUUACAUUUAUACAAUUACACAUUUCACUGCCAUUACUUCUAGUGCAAGUAAAUCCUGUUCUGCAGCACCAUACUUGUGCUUGUAUUUUACAGAGAUAAAAACUACACAAAUAAUUACAUCACUAACUGUAUAUAUUUAAAUAAUUUCAGACUGCCUGGAGAUAUCAAAGAGUAUUAAAAUCAUUAAGAAUAUUGGUCAUCAUAAAAUAUAUAUAAUUGUUUUUAUCUACAAUGUAAGGAAGUCAUUCAUUGUGAGUCUUCCUUUAGGACAUGGCCUGUGAGAAUGCACAUUUAUAAUCUCUCGGGCUUCUUGAUGCUCUUUUAAAAGCUGAGCGAGCCCUGGUAACCAGGAAAAAAAUAACUCACACAGAGGAAUAGAGGAACUUCAUUUAUUUAACAUGACAGGAUGCCAUCUUCAAACAUACACCCACAUAGAUUCUCUCUCAUGCGCCAUACAUCUGUAUACUACAUGUAUAAAAAAUGCAGCAGCAUUUCAAAUGCAAAACAGGAACUACACUAUUCUUUUUUCAGGCAGAUGUCUCUGUGAAUCCAAAGACUUUAUAAGCCUGCUGUUUGAAUUCUCCCUCUGUGGUGUAUACAGCUGUUAGAAACCAGCCCUAGACUUAUGUCACUUCCACAAGCACAAGAGCAUGUAAUCUUUGGCAAAAGUAAAAUGUUUGUUUUCUUUAAUAGUAAGUAGCCUACACACCCAGUGUAAUUUUGAAUUGCACGUUCUUAGGUGGGUCCACGAUCACAUGCUGCCUCUCGUGGAGAACUCUCAGGAGAUUGGAUUUCUGGGUAAUUAAUAAAGGACAUAGGAGGAAUAGAGGAACUCCCUAACUAAGAGUGAGAUGUUGGUCCAGGUAUCAUCCCCAUCAUCCCCUUGGUUUAACUGUAGGGUUUAUGAUGUUAGUUACAGUGCACAAUAACAAACAAACUGAUUACCAUCUCACAUAGGGGAAUACGUAAGUAAUCUUUAUAACAUUUAUUUUCUAUCUUUGGCACUUUGUCCUUUGGCUCAGGUCAAAAUGUUUCGCAAUAUACAGUGAAUUAACUGAAGCUAUACGAAGAGUCCUGCUAUUUUGCUCAGUUUUGUGAGAGGUUUGUUUUUGAGCAAAGGGUUUUUAGUAUGACAAACUGAUCAUUAGCACACAUGUGGUGUUCAGCCUCAGGUAAAAAAGUGUGAGUAGUCUUGAGGAGGACUGAAUGAUUUCCAAGAGUCUCUCCACUGUCCUUAUGAAAGAAACAGCUCUGCUUCCAAAUAAGGCUUCCUCUUAAAUCCUGCCUUUUAAACAAUACUGUCACUGAUCUUCAUUUGUACAAAAGAGAGUAACAAAUUACUGAAUUGUUAAUCAAAUAUCAUGAAAGGAUUAUUGUGAACUAAAUUCAGCAUUAUGAAAUUCCAGUUAUUGUGGGGUAGUUUAAGUACUUGUCUUACCUUUGUCUCAAAUUCUGGAUUAUGUGGACAUCACAGAGGAACAGUGGACAGUCUCCUUUUGGUGAUGCUGUAUGCAGUGUAACCUGUACAAUGUAUUUUUGAGUGAGAUUAAUAUAAUGUGAUUAUUUUACACACAGACCUCUCUACACUCAAAGUAUAUUAGUAUUGCUGAUAUCAUUACUUGUUAUUACUGGCUGCUGCAUUUGCAUGAGUAUUCUGAUGAAUUUGAUGCACCUUUUCCUUGACUUGUGACCUGUGUUUUAUUGCAACAGAGAAUUUGCCUUAAAAUCACACUGAACUCUUGGAAUUGUGCAAUGCCUUCAGUUUGAAGUAAAUCCAU